AUGGUGAAGCUGUUGCCAUGUUUCCUGGUGCUCAUCAACCCUCAGUGUUCUUUGCUCAGGAAGGUAGAGUUUGAGAGGGGAAGGGUAGCCUUUGUGUUCCCCAUCGAGUCACAUGAUUCCUUUGCUGCACUGGAGGUGGAGCCCAUCAAGGCCUGGCACACAGAUUAUGAUAGAUUCUAUGCUAACCUCACCCGAUAUAGUCUCUAGGCAUAUAACAACCUGGAGCAAGAAAAUGAGGUCCUCCUCUUUAAAGAAAAGAUUGAAGUGUGUAGGAUUGCAGAGCUCUGGGAGGAUGGGAAUCCCACAGUGAGGAGGAGUCUGGAGAAGGAAGGGAUUCUCUAUGGGGACAAAGGGAAGCAUUUGCAGGGGCAGAAGCAGGAUUCCUUUGGCGGUAACUUUGAUAAUCAGUCUUUGGUGGGAGAUGUUGGAGAUGUGAACUUGUGGGACUGUGCUGUCACCAGUUGA
Globicephala melas (long-finned pilot whale) is the source of this 465-nucleotide messenger RNA. RefSeq names its product C-reactive protein-like. NCBI's taxonomy places the organism in Eukaryota, Metazoa, Chordata, Mammalia, Artiodactyla, Delphinidae. Gene Ontology annotation, molecular function: complement component C1q complex binding; low-density lipoprotein particle binding. Gene Ontology annotation, biological process: innate immune response. The record is from RefSeq and is a predicted model, not a curated record.